Messenger RNA from Meloidogyne enterolobii, 404 nucleotides. NCBI's taxonomy places the organism in Eukaryota, Metazoa, Nematoda, Chromadorea, Rhabditida, Meloidogynidae. The record is from the annotation of a GenBank genome assembly.
UUCCUCGAAUAAUUCCACAACCCAUUCCUCUCCUUCUAAUAAUAUACUAAAUGAUUCUAAGUUCUUCAGUUAUGUUAGCAAAUUCUACAAACCAUUUAAUUCUGAAACUUUCUCCUCUUCCCUUAUUUUUAUCCAUUAUUCUUGUUCUAUUUACAUUUGGAAAUGCGCAGGAACCAGUAGAGCUAAUAGACUCAAACAAAAGUGAAGCACCUAAUAACGACCAAAAACAAAAUUUAGAACAGCAAUCAAAAUGCGGAACUAAAGAAACCGACUAUACUCCUUGCAUGCCAAGGGAGAGGGCAGAUUCUAUUUUCAAUCAUUGCUGCAGUCAGUACGUGCCUCAAGGCUGUCAUUCACUCUGCCAAUACGAGUCGGAUGAGUUGACAGCAAGAAAUUUGGUUUAA